GUCUGGGUUGGUAUGGUUAGUGCUGUUGUUCAUAUGGUAAACUAGGCCAUGUACCCAUAUUUCGGUGCACAGUUUAUUUAUAUGUAUGUCACAAUUUUUGUCAGACUUAAUGAUGCUUUCUUGAUUAAUCAAAAACUAUUCUAAAUAUUUGAUAGUAUGACGUUGAUCGCAUACGGGGGAAAACACUGACAGUUCCUGAGUAGUAAGUGUUGCUUUAUGGACACUAGAAAGGGUCGACGCUUUAGUUUGGCUUCACAGAAAUGUCAUAUUUGGAGUGUGCCGAGUCUCAGCUUGCAGAGAUAGAGCUUCUAACCAGCAUGUUUCCCACUGUGGAGGAACUGGAGUUCACUGACCAGCUGGCACUUGCUGAGCUCAGGGACUACGUAGAUGGCUCUACCUCAGCAGACAACUCUCCUUCUUCCAGACCACAGUUCCUCAUCAAACAGAAGCUUGACCCUAUAAGCAUAGAGGAGACGGAGGUCAUCCUGUCCUGUGCCUAUCCAUCUGAUUAUCCUAAUGUGCUACCAGAAAUAACAGUACGAUGUUCUGGUCUUAGUAGAGCUCAGCAGACGCAGCUACAGGCACAUCUCAAUAAAUACCUCAUGGAAAACUGCCAAGGGGAAGUAUGCGUUCUCGCUGCUGUGGACUGGGUAAAAGACAACCUGCAGUCUUUCAUUAAUGAGAGCUUAUUAGCAGCACCUGCUCCCAAGAAAGAGUCGUCUUCUUCACAGUCACAGGAAGUGUUCAGCCGACUGUGGAUCUACAGCCACCACAUCUACAACAAGUCAAAGAGGAAGAAUAUCUUAGAGUGGUCCAAGGAGUUGGGCCUAUCAGGGUUCAGCAUGCCUGGGAAGCCUGGUGUUGUCUGUGUGGAAGGUCCUCAGUCUGCCUGCGAGGAGUUUUGGUCCAGAGUGAAGGUUUUGACAUGGAAAAAGAUCAUGAUCCGGCAUAGAGAAGAUAUUACCAUUGAACGUCAACGUGAGGACAGCAAGAGUGUUGAGGGUAUAGAUUCCCUGCGCAAAUUCACAGGCUUUGAGGAGGCAUUGUUUGACCCCCAUGGGAACAGAGGGAAUCACAUGGACCUUGGGCAGCUCUACCAGUUCUUAAAUGAGAAAGGCUGUUGUGAUGUGUUUCAGAUUUAUUUUGGCAUUGAAGGAAGGUAGCAGUCAGAUGUCACAACAAAUGUCACUUUUCCUGAAAACAAUGACUUGGUGUCACAUGCAAGCACUCAGAUGGAUGAAGACAUGUUUACCUGAUGAAGUGAAAUGAGUUCAAAACCCUUCGUUGAAUGAUGCUCAAUUUACUAUUCUAUGACUUCACUGCUUUAAUUACCAGUAUUUUUUUUUUAUCAAAUUGAGAAACUGUUUGUCAACUAAUAGAUGUAUUUUCAUAAAAAGCAUUUACAUGUUAACUGAGUUUCUCUCAAGGACAUUAUUCUAUUUUAUUUUAAAUAUUGCAUGUGUUGAAGAUCACACCUUGUCCUCAGAUGUUUAUUAACACCAGGCUGAUAGGAUUUUAAAGUCCCACAUUGUUAUAAUAAUUGGACAUGAUCAUUUUUUCUUUUUAAUCUAUUGAUUGUGUUUCUCCGAAUUAUAGAUAAGGGAACCUUGGAAUGCCUCUUGUAUUUUUUUAUGUUGAUAAUAGAUAGAUGAUAGCUAGUUUGGCUAACUCCAUAUCACUGUAAUUUACACUUGGACAGUUACAAUUAUUUUUCUUUUUUCUUUUCAAUGAACAUGAAUCUAAAAUUUUAGCACCCAAAGACUGAUACUGAAAUUUAGGUUAUAAAAGUUGAAACAAUUUGAUGUUGAUUUUAUUCUUUAGGGCCACGUUAAAUUAACUGCAUUCAUGAAUAUGUUUGAGGUGAUUUUCUAAGUGCGAUAAUACUAUAAUACAGUUGUAUCUAUAUGGUAUAUUUUAAUGUUUAUGAAAAUGUAUAAUUUCUUAAAAGUUUGUAAGAUGUGGAAAUCCUGCAGAAAAUGUUCUCCUUGAAUGAGUCUGAACCCUGACUCAGCAUCUCAGUUUACUGUUACUAAAUAUACUAAAAAUCUAUUCUUUUUAGCACUUCCUUCUUAAAAUGACUAAUACUAGAGCUAUCCCAGAAGGUCUGGUGAAGUUAAAUGCAGUUCAACAGAGUUUGAUUAAAACAAAUUACAAGGAUGUUUACACUGAACGCAGCAAACUGAAUCAGCCUGCAAACUGAAUCAGCCUGCAAAAUGAAUCAGCCUGCAAACUAUCUCGAGCUUUAGUGGCCAGCAGAUGGCAGCAUUGGAUCUUUUAAAUCUGCAAACAUGGCGAUGUGUGUUUAUUUACUGGUGAGAGUAAUGAUUUGGUUAGAUAUAAUUUCAGUUAGGAGGGAGAAAUAUCAAAGUUAUGAUUAUAAAAACAUCAGCUUUAUAUUUCUUUACAUGUGUACAUAGACUAUUUCAUUUUUAAAAUGUGUUGGGAAUUAUCUGUUUCCUCGGUUCACAGCAGUUAUUAAAGCUUAUUUUAAUCUGU
This is a messenger RNA of Melanotaenia boesemani (Boeseman's rainbowfish), 2496 nucleotides long. It is a transcript of the gene rwdd2b, whose product is annotated as RWD domain containing 2B. NCBI's taxonomy places the organism in Eukaryota, Metazoa, Chordata, Actinopteri, Atheriniformes, Melanotaeniidae. The coding region runs from base 261 to 1163 and encodes 300 amino acids. Gene Ontology annotation, molecular function: protein binding. The transcript has 4 exons. The record is from RefSeq and is a predicted model, not a curated record.